Messenger RNA from Harpegnathos saltator (Jerdon's jumping ant), 5383 nucleotides. Its product is annotated as lachesin. The transcript has 10 exons. The record is from RefSeq and is a predicted model, not a curated record. The coding region runs from base 426 to 1718 and encodes 430 amino acids. NCBI's taxonomy places the organism in Eukaryota, Metazoa, Arthropoda, Insecta, Hymenoptera, Formicidae. Gene Ontology annotation, cellular component: neuron projection.
CGCGACGACGAAAAGGACGCCGACUAAAGCAAGCUGGCCAAUUCGUGCAGGCGAACUCUCGAGAGUUCUCGCCGUGCGAGCGGCUCAGAAUCGAGUUGCGUUUCUCGUAUUCGAGUUUCGCAGGUGCGCGAUUUCCGAUCUUCCACCUCCUGCUCCAUCGUCUCCUUUUCCGCCGCUCCCUUUACUUCCACCGUCACCACCAUCUUCGCCUCCUCCCGCACGCUCGAGGAGGAUCCGUGCCUUCGGAGGUCUUGUCGCAAGUUCGCGCGUGAUCAAUCGGGACAAGUUGCAGUACGAGUUUUUGUUCCGCCUGUUCUUGUCCCUCGGAACGAUCGUCACUCGCCGUUUCAUCGAGACCAGAGAAGUUCGGGAUCGGUUCACUAGACGGAUCACCUGCGGAACUUGAAGCGCACGUCGAGGGAACAAUGGCGGACCGGCAAAGAAGAAGUCGAUACUUGACCAUCAGUAUAUUACAUAUUAUCACAAUAAUGUGCCAAGCGCUCUCGGAUCCGCCGAUAUUCGCCGAGCCGAUACCGAACGUCACGGUGGCGCUGGGAAGGGACGUGAGCCUGCCCUGUGUCAUCGAGAACCUCGGCACCUACAAGGUGGCGUGGAUCCACGUCGGUCGCCAAAUGCUGCUCACCGUUCACAAACACGUAGUCGUGAAAAUACCCAGGUUUUCCGUGUCGCAUGACAAUCAGAAGACCUGGCUGCUUCACAUCAGUAGCGUGCAACAGGACGACCGGGGUUACUAUAUGUGCCAAGUAAACACCAACCCCAUGAUAAGCCAAGUGGGCUUUCUUCAAGUCGUUGUGCCACCCAACAUAUUAGACUCUCUCUCCACUGAGAGCACCGUGGCGGUGCGGGAGCACCAGAACAUCACUCUCACAUGCAAAGCCGACGGAUAUCCGCCCCCGAAACUCAUGUGGAAACGCGAGGACGGCCAAGGGAUAAACAUCAACAGACACCACAAAGUGGCCAUGUAUGAUGGCGAGCAAUUAAACUUGACGAGGAUCACGCGCAACGAAAUGGGCGCUUAUCUCUGCAUCGCGACCAAUGGUGUGCCGCCGACGGUCAGCAAGAGGAUCACCGUGGAUGUCGAAUUUUCCCCGAUGAUCUUCGUACCUAACCAGCUGGUGGGCGCGCCGAUCGGCACCGACGCGACGAUCGACUGCCACACGGAAGCCUACCCUCGCGCCAUGAGCUACUGGUUCCUGGGCGAGGAGAUGAUACUCUCCAACGAGAAGUACACCACGACUAGCAUGGAGAACAGCUACCGGGCGCACAUGAGGCUCAUCGUCAGGAACCUGACAACGAGCGACUUCGGUAGCUACCGGUGCAUUAGCAAAAACUCGUUGGGCGAGACCGAGGGAUCCAUCAGAUUAUACCCCAUCCCGAAGCCAUCGGCGGCACCGAAGGCGACGGAGAUCAAGAGCAGCGCCAACAAAGAAGGACGACCGAGCACGCCACCGCCAGCAAAAAGGCUGACCACCGUGUGGCCCUCCUCGUACAACCCCUACUAUCCGAAAAGGACAGAGAGACCACCUCCGCCGAGUGAGGAGAGGGUCGAGAGGCCAGAGCAGAAGCUACGUGGUAGCCAAAGUACAGGAAGCGCGUACAUCAUCAGAUGGAGUGCGCCGCAGUUGAUGGUCGUGGCGGUGCAGUACAUCCUCACGGGGCCCUAUAUGCCUCCCUACGUGCCCCAGACGGCGAAUUAAGACGUCCGCCGCAGGAAAGAUGUACCGUCGCGCACCGUGUUCAUCCAAAGAGGUCGUCAUCGUCGUCAUCGUCGUCGUCGGCGGCAGCGGCGACGACAACGGCAACGACGAGGAACAGACAGUGUCCUGGAGUGUUCCUAGAAUACACAUACACACGAGUCGCGUAACUCCCGCGGGACACGUGCUUUUUGCGGAACCGCGUCUCACAGCAUGGAGAGCUGACUGACUGACUGACUGACUGACUGACUGACUGACGAACGGAUGGGCGGGAAAUGCGCCCUUGCGAAAGGGUAACUAGUUUACGAUCUGUCCUUUUCGAGACAGCUUUUGAUUUUGUCACUUGCCCACUAGCGCGCUUGUCGAUUUCUAUUAAUAGAAAUUGACAAGCUACGAUAAUUGCGAAAUAUGCAAUUCUGCCUGCCAUGCCUUGCGGCAGGCAUAUAUAACUUUUGUUCCAGUUUGAUAAUCGACUUUAAGCGUUCUGUUGUAUCCGCUUUAUUGAUCGUGGAUUUAAUUUCCAUUUUUGAAAUUUACUCAUUAUGCUGCGUGACUGUGUGAUUUCUUUGGUGUUUUUUUUUUUUCUUUUCUUAUCUUUCUCGCUUUCUUCUUUAACUUACUUCUGCCUUUUUUGCCUUAUAUUGUCGAAAAAGUUGACGAAUAAACAUAAAGUAAACGAACGAAUGGCGCAUGUGCGGUACGGUGAGAUUCCUGGCCGUGCGACAAAGCUCUUUUGUUACGGGCGUUGCGUAUGAAUCAUCUUCGUGAAACGAUAUCGGCAAUUUGCACGACAUCAAUAUGCCUUCGUCGGGCUUCGGCACGAGUGAACGGAUAUUUCGUUCGACGUAAGUAUGUAUAAAGUUGAAGUGUCGUUACUCGACUCGGCGAUAAGAGGAGAAUUCACGAGUCGACUCUGAGGGAACUUGAACGAAAGGACCGCGCGUCGAAAUUUGCGUGCGGAACCAACACGUAUCCCGAGACGCCAACGUGUUACGCACGACGAGAUGAAGCGUCUAAGAGUUUCCUCCCUUUCUCUGGAGAGCGGGAGGACUUUGAUUAAUGCUUCGGCACGUGAAAAAUGGCGGGGGCGCGGCCGCGACUCCUCGAAAUAGCGAGGGCGGUGAUGACGUUGGGGAGUCAUCGAGAAUUUUUCCUAGCAUACCGCCGCCCGGAGAAACGCGCGGACGCGCACGCCUCCGGGGCGCGGGGAGAGAAAGGGAGAAAGAGCAAAAAGAUUCAACGGAGAAUCACGGUCCGUUACGUUGAGUGAAGAAACUCGCGUUGAAACUGUCGAGUAUCGGCAGCCAUUCGCACGCGAACGGAUCGAUGCGGGCGCGCGUUGCACCGCGAAGCGGAGAAGUUGACGCGUUCCUAAAACUGUACAGCUGUUUUCUACGAAUAAUGGCGAGCUUUUGUACGAUAAUAAUACAAAUCGCAAGGGAGGAAGCGGCGCUACGAGGCACGACGCUUUUUGUAUAGAUUUUAUCGCGCGCGUGGCCGCACACGCGCGCGCGCACAGCUUGUCGGCGCGCUAUGGACCAAAUGAAAAUUUAUCACAGAUCACGGCGCAUUAUUGUGUCCGAUGAAAUUUAUAUCAACUUCGGAUGUGUCCGAUCCGCCGUCGAUGACGACGGCGCGAUUAUCGCCUCGCGAGAAUUUCGUGUAUACUCGUUAAACGUCCUAUUCGUUUAAUUAGAGAUCUCUCACGGCUGAAACGCCGUCGGCGAUUUUUAAUUAACACACGCAACGUCGACGUUAUUAUUCGCUAAUUAAACGUUCUCCCGCUGAAAAUUCUCCCUCGCUCCGCGCGCGUUAUUCGUUGCUAACCGAUCUCCACUGCCACAUUGUGCAAGAAGUAGCAGGUGAAAAAGGACCGAUUCCGCUCCAAAUUACGAUGUAUAAAGCAAGAUAAUCCUCUCUUCCUCCCUCCCUCCCUCCCUCCCUCCUUCUGCCCCCUCUUUCUUGCCAAAAACUCGAAGAAACCCGGGGAAUUACAACCGGCGAUUUACGCGAUUUCUUUUUAUUAGCCGAAAUUAUGAUCUCCAUCAGAGCGCCACGACUGCGUACGUGUAUAUUUCCGUUAACGAAGCGGUUUCGACUUCGUUUAUCGUCGCAAGAGAAUUAUUUUGCACAGUUAUACAGAGGUUUCCACUACCCCCCCCCUCUCUCUCUCUCUCUCUCUCUCUCUCUCCUCUCUCUCUCUCUCUCUCUUCAAGCCGGUGAAUGGAAACAAUAGCGCGCACAGGACUGAAUUAGUACACGCGCGCGCGUGAAAUGAAAUUAUUUCGCAAGUAAAAAAAGCGGAGCGUAUCGAGCGGCGAAAUUCCUCUCCAGACCGAAAGUCGCCGCGGCGAGUUAAUUGGCUGCUGUUCUUCUCAUUCAUUCGCUCUUUAGAUGCAUGCGCACCAUUGUGCGUAUCAAAACCUCGGCGUUUUCUGGUGCUUUGUGCUAAUUGCUACGACGGUUAACGGUCGUUAUUAGGGGGCAGCACGGGGCACGGGGCUACAUCAAAUUGCAGUUUUGUAAUAUUUAACGCGCAAGUUUCACGGUUAAAUUUUAAUUACAUAAAUAACGCGCGCGCGCGCAUGCGGGCGGAAUAAUUUCGCUGGAUCUCGAUUAUUUGCGUUAUCUAUAAAACUCACCGCGGUAAUAUGCGCAAGUUAAUUAUCCCGAUAUUAUCGUCGCGGGUUGUAAUUGUUGUAACGCGGCUGGAACUUUCGUCCUCCCUGUGUAUAACAGAACGGUAAUGUAUAUAUACGUGUAAUGUAUAUACACGCGGUGAUAUAAAUAACCUGGGCACGACAAAACGCGCGGGCACGUUGCAUUAAAUUAUAGAUAACGGGCGCGAUUUCGGUAAUGCGCCCACCGGGGGCCCCGCGUCAACUUCUCAACUUCGAGAAGUUUGAGCGUGCAGCGGCGCAACGAGCGCGACAAGAAUCAGGACGCGAAUCGCCAUCGUCGCGUCAAGUAGCGGAGACGAAAUGAAAAAAACCACGUUCCCGAGAUUUGAAUGCUUCAGUAAAGUAAAGCUCCUCAGAUCAAAGCCCUUCAAUAUCUGCCGGACACAUCCGGCCGGAUCUAUCGUCAAAAAUGCAACCUGCCCGAAGCCGCAUUUACAAGCUGGUAAAAUCACACCCACGCUUGCGAGUUUAUUCUAUGACUCUCUCAUCGACAAUGUCGCUGUGGUUGCGCAGCUUUUCUACCACAUAACAUACCCGCCUAACAAUAACGACAUUAUCAUUAAAUGUAUCGCGAAACAGAUUUUGCAUUCCCGGAUUAUUCGGUUAACGAGAAAGUAACUCGAACGAGACUUUACCAAAGCGUACACACAGUUUAAAUUACGUGCAAUAACGAAUCGGGGACUUUCCUACUGGAUCCUAGCGGAUCCUGAUUCUGACGUCGAACCUCUUUCUCACUGAUAAAAUUCCGAGACGAUCACGUCGACUCGGCUCGAAAGAACUAACGCGACCACCCGCAUGCUUCGCUUGUCUUCUCUCGCGGAAUACACAAACGAUGGCUUCAUUUCCGCAACAAGGCACAACAGGAUGCGCUUCGGACGAAUCAUCGCGGGGUUUCGCAUCUUGACCGUCACUUCAUCCCAAUUCCAGUUCGGAAACGCGCUUUCGUGGUCACGAGCGAGCGAGCGAGAGAGAGAGAGAGAGAGAGAG